Funneliformis mosseae is the source of this 482-nucleotide messenger RNA. The record is from the annotation of a GenBank genome assembly. Lineage: Eukaryota; Fungi; Glomeromycota; Glomeromycetes; Glomerales; Glomeraceae.
CUUAUACAGUCCGCGCCGAAAGUAAUGGCGGUGGAGAUGUCACAUCUUUAUUUGGCCCAGAAUCCACUGAGCAAAAUCAAGAACUUAUAAUUCCUAAUGGCUUUUUUACUAAUAAUAAUACUGAGUGGAAUAAUACCGAGUGGAGAGAGCCAGAUGAAGAAAAUAAAGAGAAUGAAGGUAUUGAUAAAGCAGAUUAUCAAAAUAGUGGUUCACAAUUACGCACUGCAUUAGAUAAGUUGUGCUCUUUUCUUUAUGAUCUUAAUCGUGAUUUAGAUCCAACAGCUCGUGUUAAGAGUGAAUCCAUGAUUCGUGUUCAAGUUGAAUCAAUUAAAAGACGAAAAUCAGAGACAUCUGGUGGUGGAAAGCGAAAACUACCUGCUACUAUCAGUAAAGGAAAGGAAAUUUUGGAACCUCAGGUCAUUCCUGCUCGAAAAAAGAGGAAAACAAGUAAAAAGGAUCAUAAUUUAAGUAAAAAUAUAUAA